Rhagoletis pomonella (apple maggot) is the source of this 6898-nucleotide messenger RNA. It is a transcript of the gene Pi4KIIIalpha, whose product is annotated as phosphatidylinositol 4-kinase alpha. The coding region runs from base 139 to 6414 and encodes 2091 amino acids. Gene Ontology annotation, cellular component: plasma membrane; cytoplasm. NCBI's taxonomy places the organism in Eukaryota, Metazoa, Arthropoda, Insecta, Diptera, Tephritidae. The record is from RefSeq and is a predicted model, not a curated record. Gene Ontology annotation, biological process: phosphatidylinositol phosphate biosynthetic process; phosphatidylinositol-mediated signaling. Gene Ontology annotation, molecular function: 1-phosphatidylinositol 4-kinase activity. The transcript has 11 exons.
GCUAUCGUAAAUUCUGGUCACCGUGCCAGUGAGUAAUGUAACAACAUUUGGAGAGACUUUUUUUUGCCAGUGAAAAAUUAAAAUUGUGGAAUUGUUGUGAAAAUUUAAUUAGAAAUUGUUCGUUUUGGGCGCGUUGCGAUGACGGACGUAUUUUCUUAUCAGCGCACCGUACAAAGCCUGGCACGCGUUUUGGCACGCAUAGAGCCAACACCAUGGGAAAAGGUGCAAUCACUCUUCCGCUAUUGCCCACAAGAAAAUGCUGCAGGCGUUUUUUGCCUUGAUGCACGCGCACAGGACGCAGUAAUAGCGUUGGGUAUUUAUUUUUUGGAAAGUCGCUGCCAGCAUGAGGAGCGCAUCGUACCGUAUCUGUUGCGGCUGGCAAAGUGCUUGCCCAAAGCUGUUUGGGUGGAUGAUGCAAAAUGGAGCAAAAUCGAUCGCAUACCAUCCGCCGAAAAGUUCAGUUUCUGCUUGAAUACUUUGCUGUCGGACAUCGCCUCGAAAUGUCCAGAUUUACGAGAAGAGAUCAUCCUAAAUCAAGUCGAGACCCUGAGUGCUUUGGCAAACAUCAUUAAAUCCAGCAAAGACAGCAGCUCAGCGCCACCACCCAUUAUACUGUGCAAGGCCACUGUACCAUUACUUUUUGGUUUGGCGCGUUCAAUGGGCCGAUAUGCCAGCCAAGACCCACAAUUGCUAUGUCGCAUAUUUCCACGAGAAGAAAUGCCAGUAGUCAAACAAAAUGUCCGCGAUGGAGGCAGCUUUAGCUCCAGCGAGCGCAUUGCGUGCUUCUCGCAAUUUCGACCUAUCAUACCGCGCUCCAUGUCCGGUAGUCUGAGCCAAGACUCGAACGAGAUGCGCAUGCGUCAAAUGCAAAUGAUAAACGGCUUGAAUAAGCAACGACCACAAUUGCAUACAUAUUUCUCGGUACCCUACGAUCCACGUACACACUUUUUCACCAAGACCGGCUCUAGUUUCAAUCAAUUUCCUAACAUGCGCGUCUGUGAAACACCAACGAAAACUAAAAAACCACUAACGGUGCCACCUUUCCCUAUACAACACUUGCAGACCAUCUUCGCAGUGGCCAAAAAAUUGCUAACUAAAGAGACUCUCGAGCAUUUAGACGAGCAAGCAAGCGAUAUCUUUGCAUUACAUCAAAUCAAGGGUUAUUGUUAUAAAAGCUUCUCAGAGACACUCAAUCUUGUGCUGGUGACUUUGCUACGUGAGCUGCUACAGCAUCAAAUUGACUUGCCUACACCGUUCACCAAAGAUGUUCAAGAGUUUGUGAAGCGUCUGUUCUUAAAUGGCCAAACAGAGCUGGCAAACAAGCAGCAAGAUCAGGAGAAGGAGAAGCGUGAGGAGAAUGGCAUACCAGUUGUGAAUAAAUACAAGGUGAACGUAAUGGCUAAUGCUGCCUGUGUGGAUCUGUUGGUCUGGGCUAUACGGGAUGAAACGGAGGCCGACAAGUUAUGCGGUCGACUUUCGCAAAAGCUUAACUCAGUACUGAGUCACAAAAUUGUGUUGGACCACAUGCCGUUACUGAUGGUUUGUCUCGAGGGACUCGGCAAACUGGCGCAAAAGUUUCCCAACAUCGCUGGCACGUCGAUAUCGUACUUGCGUGACUUUUUAGUCGAUCCCAGUCCAAUAUUGGCGAAAUUGCAUGCUUAUUCCCAACAGACGCUCGCACUUCAGAAGAAGGAGAAGGAAAAGCUGGCGCCAUUCAAGAUCGUCGUACAAAAUAGCGAAUCACGUUCGACGGUUGAUAUUUAUGGUGAGAAUCAGAAGCAUGCGGGCAUGCGCUCGGGGCAGGCGGCCUUCGAGGCAUUGCGCGACGCAGCCAUUGAAAAUUUGAGCAUUGCAUUACGUUCUGCGCACACCUUGGAUCAGUAUUGUGUGCCAGCUUUGGUGGCCAAUCUUUCGAAUCGACUCUUCACGGCAGAGAAGCACGAAUCCGAAUCGACAUUGGUGAGUCUCAAUAUUAUAGUAAUGCUUGGUCACGUCGCCGUCACACUCAAGGACACAUCGAAGACCACACAAAACAUCUUGCAGUUCUUCAUUCAACGUUUUUGCAAGGUGCCUUCCGAGCAGAAUGCGCUUAUCGUUGAUCAACUCGGCUGCAUGAUCAUCUCGCAGUGUGAGCCUCAUGUUUUCGAAGAGAUUAUGAAAAUGUUUUCGCGCGUCACCGUUCAGUCGGCUUCUCUGGCCUACACAUCGGAUCAGGAACAUCGUAAGCAAUUCAAUAACGUGUCGGAUGCAGUGGUCAAUGCUUUGGGUAAUAUUGCGGCCAAUAUACAGGGUGACUCGGAAAUGCUCGAAUUAUUGGGCAAACUGCUCGAACUCUUUGUGCAGAUCGGUCUGGAGGGGGAGCGCUCCUAUGACAACAAUGCACCGGGCGCGCAGAAGGCCAGCUCCAGCGCCGGCAAUUUGGGUAUGUUAAUACCGGUGAUUGCGGUGUUGGUGCGUCGCCUACCGCCGAUCAAGAAUCCACGUAUGCGCUUGCAUAAACUAUUCAAGGAUUUCUGGGUGUAUUGUGUGGUCAUGGGCUUUACAAAUGCUCGCCUCUGGCCAGCCGAUUGGUAUCAAGGAGUGCAACAGAUUGCAGCCAAAUCACCCUUACUCAUCUCGCAGACGACACACAAGUCCGACAUGCGCGAAUUGAACUACACAUCGGCGAUCAAGAGUGAUUCGGUGAGUUUGAAUGAGUUGCGUAGUCAGAUACUGUUAUUGCUGGAGCAUCCCCCAGCCGAUGUGACUGCGUCGAUCAACAAACUGACAUUCGCGCAAUGCACCUAUCUCUUGAGUGUGUACUGGCUAGAAACGUUGCGCGUGGAGAAUUCAGAAGAGCCCAGCUUGGAGCCGAUAUUAAGUUAUCUAUGCGAUAAUGCGCUUCAAAAGGACAAAUCUGGUAUCUGGCAGUGCGUGAAGUGCGUUGCCGAUCAGGUAUUCGAGAAGUUCCGCAAUGUGCUCUUCGCCCAAGACGAAAUACGCGAAAAGGUGCUAGAAUCACAGGCAAUGCUGCUGCUUGUCUAUUUCAAUCACAUACACAAGCAAAUCCAGCUGGUCGCCGAUCAGUAUCUAUCACAGUUAGUCGAUAAAUUUCCACAUUUAUUGUGGAAUCGCCGCGUACUCUGGUGCAUGUUGGAUAUUCUCCAACUGCUUGCAUUCUCGCUAACGCUCGAUCCGAACGAAGAGACGCCCACACUGCGUGUUGUUUCUACACCUUACACGCUUCAGCUCAUGGAUUCAUUGCCAGCACGCGAAAGUCGAGUCAAGGACUUUGCUGAUCGUUGCCAGGGCAUUGUAAACGAAGCCAUGAAAUGGGCGCCGCGUUCUACACGUUCUCACCUUCAAGAAUACCCAAAUCAGAUACCAACACCGGUGCUGGCACACCACAGCGGCUUGGCUUUAGCCUUUGAUUCGGUCGUGAGCAGUAAUAGUCUUUAUCCGAAUGCUUUGCCUUCGAUCAGCAAGCGUCCGAACUGUGUGAACAGCAACACACCACGUUUCGUGUCAGUGUUGUGUUUGCGUAGCAAAUAUGCAGGCGAAAUCUCUGGGCUGCUGUCGGUGCUGAGUGAGGAGGAUAAGGCCGGCUUGGCCGAUCGGUUGGUAAAGGAUGUUUGGGAUGCCUGCGCAGAUAAGAGUGAUGCGCGUCAUCGCGGCGCGUUGUGGCGUGCCACUGCCUACUUGAUCAUAUGCUCGGAUGUGAAUCGAAAGCUGUUGCAUGCAGUGGCCACCUCUCAAGUGGAACUCUUUACGGAAUAUGCCGUAGAAACGGCCGUGGAAUGCUGGCAGUGGGUGUUGACAGCGCGUCAAGAUCUUGAACUCUGCUUCAUCCAGGAAAUGGUUAGCGCCUGGCAGACGACCUUUGAAAAGAAGUUGGGUCUCUUCUCGGACGAGGUGGAGACCACCAUACCACUUGCCGCCUACGAGGGCUGCAAGCUGGUCUCCAAGCCCAUACAAAUUGCGCCACAUAUCAUCUGGCUACAACUGCUCUCCGAAAUGGUGGAUACCGCUAAGUAUUGUAAUCGCGACAAGGUGGAAAUGUUUUGUCUGCUGCUGCAUCGCUGUCUGCCCAUCUCUAAGAAUUUGAAACAGAAUCGCCAAGUGUCGACAGUCGGAUGUCGCUUCAAGCUACUGCAAUGCGGCCUCUCGCUACUCCAAGGCAAUACAAUACCGCGUUCUCUGGCGCGUAAUAUACUGCGCGAACGUAUCUAUAGCAAUGCAUUGGACUACUUUUGUGGACCGCCCACAUGCCCAAAUCAGAGCAAGGAACAAUUGCUGGAUGACAUUUUGAUACUGUUGAAAUUCUGGCAGACGAUGCGCAGCGAGAAGAAACAUUUAGUCACCUCGGAGAUGGGCGAAUACGAUAUUACGGCGGUAGCUUCGACACAAAUGCUCUCGGUGAGACAGAAUGCGGAGACGGCUUCGCUCAUCAGUGCUGGCGAUGUGGCGCGUUCGAUGUCGACCGGUGGCACUGGCGGCUGGUACAACACAAUACCGCAUUCCACAUCGACGCUAUCGAAGCGAUCGAAUCGCUCGAAACGACUACCUUAUCAAAAGGACUCUUACGACAAGGACUACAUGAAGAAACGCAAUUUGAUUUUGGAAUUGUUGGCUGUGGAGCUGGAAUUCCUCAUCACAUGGUACAAUCCAAAUAGUCUGCCUGAUUUGGCAAUACCCGGCGAAGAGCAGGUGAAUGAGUGGCGAGCGCGUCCCUCCAAACCCAACUUAUGGCGCGACUACGCCCGUCUGGCCUGGGCCUACAAUCCAGCGUUGGCCGUUUUUCUGCCGCUGCGCAUCAAAAGCGCCGACUCGAUUGAAGAGGAAAUCUCGCGUUUGGUUUGCGCUGACCCCAUUGCUGUCAGCCACAUACCAGAGGCACUCAAGUAUCUAUGCAACACGAAAAAUUUGCUGCACGAAAGCCCCGACCUAGUAUACAUACUCUCCUGGGCGCCUGUGAAUCCAAUACAAGCGCUCUCUUACUUCUCGAGGCAAUAUCCAUCGCAUCCGCUGACCGCGCAGUACGCCGUCAAGACGCUGAGCUCCUACCAAGCCGAGUCCGUAUUGCCAUACAUUCCGCAAUUGGUGCAGGCCUUGCGCCACGACACUAUGGGCUAUGUUGCUGAAUUCAUCAAAAAUAUUUCGAAGCGAUCGCAAAUUGUGGCGCAUCAACUCAUUUGGAAUAUGCAAACGAACAUGUUUAUGGACGAAGAUCAACAGCAUAAAGAUCCGAAUUUGUAUGACUGUUUGGAAGCGUUGUCACAGAAUAUUAUAUCCUCUUUCUCGGGUGCCGCUAAGCGCUUCUAUGAGCGCGAAUUCGAUUUCUUUGGCAAGAUUACGGCUGUUUCAGGCGAAAUACGCUCCUUCCCGAAAGGCAUCGAGCGGAAGAAUGCCUGUUUGACGGCAUUGAAGCGCAUACAAGUUCAACCUGGCUGCUAUCUACCCUCUAAUCCAGAGGCAAUGGUACUAGACAUCGACUACAACAGCGGCACGCCGAUGCAGAGCGCUGCAAAGGCGCCAUACUUGGCGCGGUUCCGCGUUUAUCGCUGCGGCAUAACCGAGCUUGAAACGCGCGCCAUGGAAGUGUCUAAUAAUCCGAACUCGCAAGAAGACGCCAAGAUGACGCUAGGUGUUGAGUCAUGGCAAGCUGCCAUUUUCAAAGUGGGCGACGAUGUGCGGCAGGAUAUACUGGCGCUGCAGGUCAUAACAAUAUUUAAGAAUAUAUUCCAGCAAGUAGGCUUAGAGCUUUUCCUCUUUCCAUACCGCGUGGUAGCCACAGCACCGGGCUGCGGCGUCAUUGAGUGCGUGCCAAAUGCAAAGUCGCGCGAUCAGCUAGGUCGCCAAACUGACUCCGGGCUCUACGAGUAUUUUCUGCAUCAAUACGGCGAUGAGAGUUCCAGAGAAUUCCAGGCGGCGCGCGCAAACUUUGUCAAGUCCAUGGCGGCAUACUCCUUGGUCGGUUACUUGCUGCAGAUCAAGGACAGGCAUAACGGCAAUAUAAUGAUCGACAAAGAUGGGCAUGUCAUACACAUUGAUUUCGGUUUUAUGUUUGAAUCUUCGCCCGGUGGAAACAUCGGCUUCGAGCCCGAUAUGAAGCUCACCGACGAAAUGGUUAUGAUUAUGGGCGGAAAAAUGGAAGCACCUGCCUUCAAGUGGUUCUGUGAAUUGUGUGUACAAGCUUUUCUCGCAGUGCGGCCCUAUCAGGAUGCCAUCGUCUCGCUGGUCUCACUUAUGCUUGACACCGGGUUGCCGUGCUUCCGUGGCCAAACCAUUAACUUGUUGAAGCAGCGCUUUGUCGCAACUAAGAAUAAUAAGGAAGCUGAGGCGCAUAUGCUAGCGGUUAUAAGAAACUCGUAUCAGAACUUCCGCACGCGCACCUACGAUAUGAUACAGUAUUAUCAGAAUCAGAUUCCCUAUUAAGCGGUGUUACGGUAAAAUGCGAGGAGGAAUGAGUGUUUGCAGAGAGAAAAUGGUGGUCAGGUGGGCACAUAAGUGAAUGAGCUAUAAUUUUACUAAAGAUAUUGGUGGUAAAGUGAGUUGAAAAGGUGUUGAGGAAAUACGGUACGACGGGUUUUUCCUUCUUCGAAAUAGUUAAUGAUUGUUUUGCACGGCGAAUUUGUUAUUUUUAGUUUUUAAGCUUAUGACUUAUAUUUUACCAAUUCAUAGGAGCGUUGUUGUGGCGCGACUAUAAUGUAUUACCAAGUUUGGCGUAUGCAGUACUUGCAUAUUAUUUCACUAUGAAUGUUUGAAACUAAUAUUUAUCAAUGUAUACUUGAAAUAUGCAUGUUUCAAACUAAUAUAUAUUAAUGUAUACUUACUUGAAAAAUAAAUAUUAGUGGUAUUAUUGCUUAGCAACAAGUUCAAAUAUAAAUAUACAUAUAUAUUAACCCACAUUCAAAGCCGU